Messenger RNA from Sorghum bicolor (sorghum), 844 nucleotides. RefSeq lists its product as uncharacterized. The record is from RefSeq and is a predicted model, not a curated record. The transcript has 4 exons. Bases 35 to 454 code for a protein of 139 amino acids. Lineage: Eukaryota; Viridiplantae; Streptophyta; Magnoliopsida; Poales; Poaceae.
CCCGCCGGCCGCUGUCUCUUGGGCGACCUCGCCCAUGGCGUGUGGGCUGCUUCAACCUGCACCUGCGGGGGCCGCCGCUUUGUGGCCGUGCUUCCUUCCCCCGGCUCCUCGUCGGAGCUUCCCAAAGGAGGAGCAACUAAAUCAGUUCCAACGUUGGAAGCUACCUUUGAGCGCUACCAGGUCACAGAGGUCAAGGAGCCAUGUUGGUUGCUCAUGUUCAGGCUCAUCUGAAGGAGUUGCUGCGGUGAGCAGACCUGCAGAUGCUCCCACUGCUCAGAGUGCUGUGUCCAUGACGUGCUGGGUGGAUUUGGACCCAGGUGCGCCUAUUGUUAUUUUUGGCUACUGGACUGGCCCCGAUGUGGAUGAUGGUUGUGGUAGUGUUGAGGCCAUGCUUCAAAGAAUGCGGGUGUGGGAUGCCAUUGCCGAUUGGUCAGGCUGGGGAGGUGUGCGAUGAAGGAAGUCUGCUGCAAGUUCAUACUAAGUCACCAGCAAACCGUGCCCAUGCCGUUUGAUGUGAUUAUGGCAUGGAGAGGCAAACAGUUUGGGGGUUUCAUGGAUACGUAGUUCCAAGAAAGAGGGGGGUUUCCCCCCCUAUUCUACUAUACGCUAGACAUGCAGGCAUAAGAUACUCCUGUACAUUGAAGGACGAAAGUGGGAGCGAAAGGAGAUGCAGAAGCAUCUGUAGACUGAGAUUACACCACUCAGAGUGCUUUCUUUUUAAACUACUAUUUCUUUCUCUCACGCAAGAUCUUACGCACGACUUUCUUGCUUUGGGGUGGAGAAAAAACACUACGGUUUUUUAUUGGUGCAUGUAUGGAAAUGAAGGGAUUGGUUUUGGAGCUGA